AUGACAACCCAAAACCGAGCCGCCCUAAUGCUAUCGAGCCUUAAAAAGACUAUUAUCGAAGUCUCUGGAAGCUACAGCAACCGAGGAUCUGGCUACUACGAUGCGCCUCCCGUCGAGGACAAAACACCUUUGGUUCAAGACCUGGAAGAGAUGAUUGUCUCACCGUUGACGACGAAGGACGAGAAGGUCGUGCUGAUAGAUACGUUGAUGGUGGUGAGAGUGUUGCAGAGAUUGAAGGAGGAGGAAUGGUCGGACAGGUUGAAGGAGCCAGCAACAUCGAACAUGGAUGGGAAGGAAAGCCUCACGCAGAAAUCUCGCAGAAGUGAAGCUGCUCACGUCGCUAUCGCAAUGUUGAAAGCAGCAAUUAUCCAAGCUUGCUACGAGAAUCAUUGGAGAGACGGAGCUUUCUGGAGUAUCAGGCAUUCCUCGUCGGACGUGGACAACGAUCUGGAGCGACUGGAGGGGUCCAUGAAGACCACCGAAGCUGAAAAGGCCAUCUUCAAGGACACACGUUCGAAGGUUGCGGAUAUGCGCGCAUACUUGGAAGGUCGUCCAACAAAUCUGUCUAGUGUAGACGAUUUGGACUGGGUAAAGAGAUUGAAGAGUGUGUUCGAGAGCCAAGUCGGAGAGGUACUAGAAGCAGGGGAGGUGUCGACUGUGCAGAAGAAUGGGCCUAAUAGGAAGCCGGCGUUAAGCAGGAAAGGAGACGAGGAUGAUGGCUUCGAAAGUCAAAAGGUUUAUGGUGGUUCGGGUGGCUCGCCGAAGUAUUGA
Messenger RNA from Letharia lupina, 771 nucleotides. RefSeq lists its product as uncharacterized. The coding region runs from base 1 to 771 and encodes 256 amino acids. The transcript has 2 exons. Lineage: Eukaryota; Fungi; Ascomycota; Lecanoromycetes; Lecanorales; Parmeliaceae. The record is from RefSeq and is a predicted model, not a curated record.